UCCAAGAUUCUUCAAGUAAAAUAUGCACCGUUGAAUGUGAACGUUGAGUACAAGGUCGACGUAAAGGAGGGAGAAACUGUGGAUCUCACUUGCUCCAGUGAGGCUCACCCUCCUGUCAGCCACUAUGAGUGGCACAAUGAAACUGGAGCAAAGAUCUCUCAGGGAAACCUCUACAUAGUGUCAAAUGUUUCUAGAACCAUUGGAGCAAUGUAUUGUGUCGCUAUGAACGACGAGGGAAAAAAUGUUUCACGGCCUGUCCAGCUCAAUGUUUUAUAUGCUCCUGAGAUAAAGACUGAGUCGUCAUGCUCAGCAGAAGGCAACUGGGUGAAGUGCGAGUGUAUUGUGGACUCCAAUCCUGCCAGCACCGUCACAUUUAAGCUUUCUGACAAAAUUCAGCCUGGAACGACAAGAGAUAAAAAUGGUUUCUAUACCAUAAAGAUUCUUUGGAAAGACAUUGAGCCUUUCAAAUUUGUGCAGUGUUUGGCAUCUAACAUUGAAGGGGAAGCCAUGCAAACACUCUCUAUACCUCAUGACGAGAUGACGCUUUACAUUUUCAUUGCCAGUGGAGCAGCAGGAUUCUUGCUGUUGGUUAUACUUGUAGUGGGAGUUUGUAAGAAAUGCAGGGGGAAACCUAGAGACACUUCAGGAUUAAACAUGAGUGCCAUGAUGACAGAAAGGCCUCAGGAAGCACCAGAGAAGGCCUCAAAAAGGAACAAGAUUUGUGAUGAUCCAUAUACUUCUGAUAUUUAUAUGAAUGAAGAUAUGUAUGGAAAUGUUGGAAUUGACUGGGAUGAUCAAAUAUAUGCCAAUGUCUAACAAAUAAAGGAAAAGCUGCAGCCUGUUUACCAGCUUGAUGAAAAAUAUUAAUAUUCUGGUGUGUAAUUAAUGGUCUAAUUAUAUUUUAAGUUUGUUCUGUGUAACUAUUUUGAUGUGUGUUGCAGAUGUUCUGUGCAGAUCCGUUGUGCAAAUGUAAUCUACAUCUCAACUGUGUUAACCAGGUUAAAUAAAGGAAAUUAAUUCUGU
Messenger RNA from Poeciliopsis prolifica (blackstripe livebearer), 1023 nucleotides. RefSeq names its product Schwann cell myelin protein-like. Bases 208 to 816 code for a protein of 202 amino acids. Lineage: Eukaryota; Metazoa; Chordata; Actinopteri; Cyprinodontiformes; Poeciliidae. The record is from RefSeq and is a predicted model, not a curated record. The transcript is spliced from 7 exons.